CAGGACCUCAUUGUUGGAGACACGAUCCUGCCAGCUGAUACCCCUGAUGGAGUGGAGGCAGUGCUGAUGGAAGCGCUCGAGCAUCUGAAUUUGCUUGUGGUACAAGACCAAGGCUUCGAGCCAUAUUGCAGUGUUGUGACGAUGGCAGCCCUGUAUACCUGGAUUUUUGUGGACAGACACAGCUGGUGAUUCUUCCACACAUGUUUCUGGAGGUGCCCGAAGGCAGUGCUAACUCUGAGGAUCACUUCGUGUUACCUUUGAAGCCUACAGUAAACAUUUACCAACAUGACCAGCAGGACAAUCGGAUGGUGACUACUCAGAAUAUGGAAACUCUGUUUGAAAACGUGUUGGAGGACAAUCCAGUUCAUGUUCAUCAGUUUCUCUUUGACACCGAGUCGGCCAUGAUGCAGCAUCACGUCUUUGAUUCCAGUGAAGAGGAGGGCACCUACGAUGAUGAAGAUGGAUCCAACGGCGACAGUGACCAGAGAUACCCGGACACCUUCUGCGGAUUGCGGAGAAGUUUCCUGUGCGAUCCUCCGCUGCAGCCAACAGGGCUGAAAAGCUUCCCCGAUCCAAAGGGAUCCAGUUUGUACAGAGGCUCAGCUGAGGAAGCAGAAAGGAUUGGUCAGGAGCUGGUUAAUGAAGAAGAGCAGGCGAAGAGGAAGGCUGAGAAACGGAGACUUAAGAAGAAGAGGCGGAAAGAGAAACGACGGCAAGAAAAACUAGAGAAGGAAAAUAGAAGUGAGGCUAAAGCUAAAGAGAGCGUUGAUGGUGAGAAAAGUGUAAAGAAAGAAAGCUGUACAGAUGGGAAGCAGGAUAGCGAAGUGAGCGAAAAUGUCACUGCCUCACCUGAGAAAGACCCUUUAGCGUGCAAGAAACAGAGCACUAACAGUAGGAAUGGGCACAGUGUGAAAGUGGCUUCUAAACCCGGCAACGUGAGGCGGGACAAAGAGGGUGAAAGUGAGAGCACAGCCGAUAAAUCCCCCUCUCAGUCUGAGGAUGAAUGGGACAUGUCCAGUUGUUUUGUCUCAAAAGCCGCCAGUCAGAUAAAGCGUAAAAUGAACAUCAAAGCCAAAGCUGAGAGGAAGGAGACUGAGAAGAAGAAAGCGGAAAAGAAACAAGAGCAGCCUGUGGACUCAAAUACACUGAAUGCCAAGAUCUUGGAAUUGGCAGUACAGGGUAACAGUAUGGCUAACGAGGGGCGCUACGAGGAUGCAGUGGGAUACUUUACGGAAGCAAUUAAAUAUGAUCCAAAGGAAUACAGGCUGUUUGGAAACCGCUCCUACUGCUACGAGAGGCUGCAGCAGUAUAGCCUGGCGCUGAACGACGCCCACAUUGCACUGACCUUGAACCCCUCCUGGCCAAAGGGUUACUUCAGGAAAGCUCGUGCUCUGGCUGGAGUGAAGAGAUAUACAGAGGCCAUUCAGGCAUUUCAGCAGGUGCUGAGAAUUGAUAGUUCCUGCAAAGACGCAGAAUUUGAAUUACAUCAAGUACAGACUAAACUCCUGAUGGAGCGAGGUUUUACACAGCAGCAGUGUGAAGAGACUCUGAAGAUCCACGGAAACUGGGAUCAGGCACUGGAAGCAUUAUCUUCCUCAGCUCAGAAACCUCGAAAUAGCCAUAUAAACUCAAGCAUAUCCAUAGCCAACGGAGACGAUAAGGACUUUGUACGUGUGAAGAAACAUUCAAACCAGCAAAAACAUAAACCUGUGGUUUCCGUGCCAGCACAGCAGCCACGCAAACUCUUUCCGGUCUGGAUUGGAAAUGUGACCACUCGCAUCACCGAAGAAUCGUUGCGCGUAAUAUUUGAAACAGUUGGAACCAUCCACAGCAUCAGAAUGCUUCAAGAUCGCUUUUGUGCCUUCAUUAACUUCACUACCAAGCAAGGAGCCGAACGUGCCAUUGCAGAGUUACAGGGAAUUGAACUGGAGGGAACGAAGUUGGUGAUCCGGCAUCCUGACAAUAUCUACAAGCACCUCGGAGCGGGCAGGGCAGGAGCCGCAGCCCGCUAGUCUCGGCCGUCAGGCACCCACCCACCCUCCCGCACGCUCCCAGGGGUAGGGUCGGUCGUUGGAGGGGAAGGGGCGAGCAGGCGGACCCAGAAGGACACACCUCUGUGUGUGAGAGAGACAGAGACAGACCUUUCGUGAUUUGGACAGGGUCUCCCUCCUUCAACACCAGGGACAGAGAGAGCCUUUGGUCUGCAAUCAAGUAUCCAAGAGACUGGAAGACAACGUGGAGUUUGGAAUGAUGGGCUUGGACAGUCUGAGGGUGGGGCUGAGCAUGUGGGGUGGGGUGGGGGGGGUGGGAAAUCAACAGUUUCCUCACACACACACACACACAACAAAUGUGCACACAUACUUAUUUUCUCUGUCUCUCUCUCUCUACAUAAAUGUUCUGAAUAUUGAAGGGCCUAGAUAGAGGGCAUGUUUCCUAUAGUGGGGGAAUCUAGGACGAGAGGGCACAACCUCUGAAUAGAGUGGUGUCCAUUUAGAUCAGAGGUGAGGAAAAUUUCUUUACCAGGAUCACCAAGAGGGUGGUGAAUCUGUGCAAUUCAUUGCCACAGACGGCUGUGGUGGCCAAGUCAUUGGGUAUAUUUAAAGCGGAGGUUGAUUAGUUCUUGAUUAGUAAGGAUGUCAAAGAUUACGGGGAGAAGGCAGGAGAAUGGGGUCUGAGAGGGAUAAUAAAUCAGCCAUGAUGGAAUGGCAGAGCAGACUCGAUGGGUCAAAUGGCUUAAUUCUGCUCUCACGUCUGUGGUCUCACACGCACACUUCACAUUCCUUCGGACAGCAGACCAGAUGUCCUAGACCACAGUCUAGAAAGCUCCUUCACUUAUUUCCCUGGAUGAAGGCCAUUUGGCUCGUUCAGUCUGUGCCAGUGUGAUCAUUGACAGCAUCUGCUUCUGGGGAGCCCUUUUCACAGGUGGGGUCUGGGGCGGGGUUUUGAAUCGCCUUCCAAAAAUGCCCCUACCUCAGCCCACCCCUGGCUGGUCUGACAGCAUAAAAGGAUCCUGCUGGGAAGCCCCUUUAGAUCACCUACAGUGUGAUUUUCCCCCUCAGUCAAAUCAGAAGCCCACCAGAGGGACAUGGCACAGUUGUAAUGACACCCUUGCCUCGAGUGGAUCACUGAAUCUUUUCAAAUGCUGCUUCUCGUGACACACAUCAGAGACCUGGGCCAACCCUACUAACCCCCCCCCCCCAAACACCUGAACUGUCAAACAGCCGGAGAGCAUCUCCUCCUGGUCUCCCCACGACCAUCCCUGCUGCUUUCCUGACUCCCGGUGUCUGGGAUGGCGUGGGUGGAGAGUGGUGGGGCCCCACUCCCUGCCACUCCUGGUGCCAUAUCAGUCACAGUGCUGGGUAAUCGUUAAAACUCGGUGCUCAACAAGUAAUGAGCUGAUUUUACAGUUUAUAGAAUGCACAAUGUCUUUAUAUAUAAAAAGAAUCAAGUUUUUACAACCAGAUCAAAGAAGAUUUGAACAAAAUGAGGCGCGGCAGAGAUUCCAAAUAUAUAUUCCCGCGAAUCUGCAGACUGUGUGUUUGUUUUGCUCAGUGUUUGACGAUGAGUCUUUCAGACUCCACACACCACAGUGUGGCACAAGGAAUCUCUCCACACACUCCAGUGUGACACAGGGAAUCUCUCCACACACCACAGUGUGACACAAGGAAUCUCUCCACACACCCCAGUGUGGCACAAGGAAUCUCCACAUUCCGGAGUGUGACACAAGGAAUCUCUCCACACACCCCAGUGUAUCACAGGGAAUCUCUCCACACACCCCAGUGUAUCAUGAGGAAUCUUUCCACACCCCAGCGUGACACACAGAAUCUCUCCACACACCCCAAUGUGACACAGAAUCUCUCCAGACACCCGAGUGUGACACAAGGAAUCUCUCCACACAACACAGUGUGACACAAGGAAUCUCUCCACACACCACAGUGUAUCACAAGGAAUCUCUACACCCCAGUGUGACACAAGGAAUCUCUGCACACACCACAGUGUUUCACAAGGAAUCUCCACACACCACAGUGUGACACAAGGAAUCUCCACACACCACCAUGUGACAGAAGGGCAAACAACAGGAAUUCUGCAGAUGCUGGAAAUUCAAGCAACACACAUCAAAGUUGCUGGUGAACGCAGCAGUCCCGACAAAGGGUCUCAGCCUGAAACGUCGACUGUACCUCUUCCUAGAGAUGCUGCCUGGCCUGCUGCGUUCACCAGCAGCUUUGAUGUGUGUAUGUGACAGAAGGGAUCUGUCAACAUACCAUACCAGAAACCCAAACCACACAGGUCAGUGUCAAAUUACAAAGGCUGAGCUGGUGAGGGAUGGAUUUUAGACCAUUGUUUAUGGCUGUUAAAGUGGUGUACUUUUUGAGAAUUUAAUCAGUCUCAGGUAGCCACAGUGAAUGGCAGGUGUGUAAUACAACAGAGAGACCUUGGGGUAGAGGCACAGAAAACAUGGUACAUUGAACAUAGUGCAGCACAGUACAGUACAGUACUGGCCUUUCAGCUUCUGAUCCUGUUCCGAACACAGACUAUGCUUCUUUCAUCCUCAUGCCUAAUCAAGCAUCUCUUUAAUGAUCCUAAUAUAUCUGCCUCGACCACCACCUUUUGACUGUGCAUUCCACUGUGUUUUUAAAAAAACAUACACACAUUGACUUCCCCUCUGUACUUUCCUCCAAUCACCAUAAAACUCUGGCCCCUUAGUCUUUGAGAUUUCCGUUCUGGCAAAAAAUCUCAAAAAGAGAAGAGCCCUAGGUCACUCAACCUAGUUUCAAAGACAUGCUCGUUAAUCUAGGCAAUGUCCUGGUGAAUCUCCUCUGCAACCUCUUUAAAGCUUCCACAUCCUUCCUAUAACGAGGCAGUAUAUUGUAAUUGAUAGUGAACAUGGUUCUGAAACCAUCUCGUUAGAUUCUGGACUAGUUCCUGAGGAUUGGAGGGUGGCUAAUGUAACCCCACUUUUUAAAAAAGGAGGGAGAGAGAAACCGGGGAAUUAUAGACCAGUUAGCCUAACGUCGGUGGUGGGGAAACUGCUGGAGUCAGUUAUCAGGGAUGUGAUAACAGCACAUUUGGAAAGCAGUGAAAUCAUCGGACAAAGUCAGCAUAGAUUUGUGAAAGGAAAAUCAUGUCUGACGAAUCUCAUAGAAUUUUUUGAGGAUGUAACUAGUAGAGUGGAUAGGGGAGAACCAGUGGAUGUGGUAUAUUUGGAUUUUCAGAAGGCUGUUGACAAGGUCCCACACAGGAGGUUAGUGUGCAAACUUAAAGCACACGGUAUUGGGGGUAAGGUAUUGGUGUGGGUGGAGAAUUGGUUAGCAGACAGGAAGCAAAGAGUGGGAAUAAACGAGACCUUUUCAGAAUGGCAGGCGGUGACUAGUGGGGUACCGCAAGGCUCAGUGCUGGGACCCCAGUUGUUUACAAUAUAUAUUAAUGACUUGGAUGAGGGAAUUAAAUGCAGCAUCUCCAAGUUUGCGGAUGACACAAAGCUGGGUGGCAGUGUUAGCAGUGAAGAGGAUGCAGGGUGACUUGGAUAGGUUGGGUGAGUGGGCAAAUUCAUGGCAGAUGCAAUUUAAUGUGGAUAAAUGUGAAGUCAUCCACUUUGGUGGCAAAAAUAGGAAAACAGAUUAUUAUCUGAAUGGUGGCCGAUUAGGAAAAGGGGAGGUGCAACGAGACCUGGGUGUCAUUAUACACCAGUCAUUGAAAGUGGGCAUGCAGGUACAGCAGGCGGUGAAAAAGGCGAAUGGUAUGCUGGCAUUUAUAGCGAGAGGAUUCGAGUACAGGAGCAGG
Messenger RNA from Mobula hypostoma (lesser devil ray), 5781 nucleotides. Its product is annotated as tetratricopeptide repeat protein 31-like. Bases 201 to 2012 code for a protein of 603 amino acids. The record is from RefSeq and is a predicted model, not a curated record. NCBI's taxonomy places the organism in Eukaryota, Metazoa, Chordata, Chondrichthyes, Myliobatiformes, Myliobatidae. The transcript is spliced from 18 exons. Gene Ontology annotation, molecular function: protein binding; RNA binding.